GGUUGAAUGAAGGUGAAUUCAAAUUGUGGAAACCCUAAUUUGGUAAUGUCAAAAAAUUGCGAUGAUUCUGGAGUUGAAUUGAAGGUAAAUUCAAAUGGUGGAAACCCUAAUUUGUCAAUGCUGGAUAAAUGUGUUGAAUUAAAAGGUGAGUAUUUGAAUGGAGGAAACCCUAAUUUGUUGAUUGAAGGAAUUGGCGCCAAAAAUGAUUGCGGAGCUCGGGUUUCGAAUGAUAUGAGUCCUAAUUUGAGUAACAAAGAUUUGAAGGGUUCGAAUGGUGAACAUUGUGAGGAAGAUGUGCAGACAACACCUCCAGAUGCUGUGGUUUUAGUCAGGCAGAGUGAAGAUCAAAGUGUCAUGCGGGGCAGACGUUCUGAUUCGAGGUCACCGCCGAAGAAAAUCAGUCCAAGUAAAGGUGGAUUUGCUGAGGGGAAGAGGAGUUUUCCUAAUUCCAAGAGAAAUUUGGGUCUGACUCCGUGCUCGAGGCUGAAGGUUUUUAAGGCCCCGAAUUCGUUCAGCUAUAAGAGACUGCUCCCUUUCUUAAUGGAUUUAUCAAAGGAUACACCAAAUGCACCAAAAGUUAAUCCAAGCAUUAAAAUCGAGAAGAUUGAAGAUAAGCCUCUAAUUUUCUCCUCUCAAGAAAAUGACAUUGAUUGUCCAAAAUUGGAUGAAAAGCCACUGGCAGCUGCAGUAUCUUGCGAAUCACCGGAAAUGAAUGUUGAUGGUAAAGAAGAGGUUCUUUUGAACCUUAAGACUAAUGUUUCUAAUCCUCAGCAAGCUGCUCCAUGUACCCCUGACAGUUCUAUUGAAAAGGCUCAAGAAAACCCAGUAUUUGAUUUAUUUCAGAUCGAAACCCCUGUAUCAGAUGAUCCCAAGAAUUGUGGAGCAUCUCUUGAUAGCCAGGUUUCAAAUAUAGGGAAGUCGGGAGAUAUUAGUCCAAUCGAUGAAUCUGAUCUUGCUGUCACAUUGCAUAGUCCCAAGAGAAGUGCUGAACCUUUAGGGGAAGAAGCCUUUUUAAAUACUCCGUCUCGUUUGUCUCUGUCUUUUGAACAAGAAUGCAGGACAGUACACACAGAGUCAAAUUCUGUAGGAAAUCCAGUUAAUGUCCUUAACAACUCUUCCACCCUGGAAGCUGUUGUUUCUCCAAGCGGUCCUAGUUCUGGCCAAGCAAAUGGCAUCCUAAAGAGAAAUCCCAGGGGUUGUCGGGGUAUUUGCUACUGCUUGAACUGUGCUUCAUUCCGUCUCAAUGCGGAAAAGGCAUUUGAGUUUUCAAGGAAUCAGUGGCUUGAUGCCGAAGAACUUGCCAUGGAUUUGAUGAAGGAGCUGUCAAACAUGCGGAGUAUUUUAGAAAAAUCUAUCAAUGGACCUGAUGCUAAUGCUGUUGUCCCAGUUGAUCAGGUUCAGGAAGCUUACAGGAGAGCUUCCCAUGCAGAAGAUACAGCAAGAAGCCGACUUGAUCAAAUGAGUGAAGAUCUCCAUGUUCAUUGCAGAACCAAGCCUUUGCAGCGUCCUGGGGUAAAUUUCUCAAGCUCUGUCCAAGAAAAGAAAGAUCAUAGGAGCCUAGGAGGAAGAACUUUUGCAAGAUGUCGAAAAGUCUCAAUGAGGAUCUUGGACUAAUGAUUGGAAGACUUCUUUUAUCAGUUAAGGAAAUUGAUUAUACUGUGGUUUUGUUCUAGAGUUGAAAUGUACUUGUCAUUCAUGAUCUUAGCUGCUUGAAAAAAGGGGUGAAGGAAAGAAUCUCAUUGACUGACUCAUGUUUGUCGAAAGACCAUGGCUAUUGGAUCACCUAAUGACAGUAACUACUGAAAUUCACAUUAUUGUAUUUGUAAGUUUAUAGUUUAGGUUAUAUUAUAUGACUGCAUUAGCUGUA
Molecule: messenger RNA, 1867 nt
Organism: Chenopodium quinoa (quinoa)
Lineage: Eukaryota; Viridiplantae; Streptophyta; Magnoliopsida; Caryophyllales; Amaranthaceae
Exons: 5
Coding region: 7-1614 (535 amino acids)
Source: RefSeq, a predicted model, not a curated record